ACGGUUAUUCAUUUAAACGUCUCGUGUAUUUGAACAAAUCGCACAUUUCUACGGAAAAAAGAAAAAGAAAAGCUUAGUCAGUCCCGCUAUGCAUCUUUUCAGCUGUUUAUAUACUCGGAUACACCUGGAAAUAAUUCAAGUACACCCGCCUCAUUUUGCCUCAAUUUUGACAUGACCAGACUUUUAAAAUUUAAUCUGGGCAAUGGUACCAGCUUGCAACAACUGGAACAAGCUCUGCACCAGCAUUAGACACCUUACUGGUAGUAUGAGGAGAAGGGUUGAAGCUAUCAUCCGGCACGUGGUGGUUACACACGUUAUUAAAAAUUUGGCUACAUAAUGUCAUUUUAGGUUAAGUAAUCGCCAAAAUUUACCAAAAAUAUCAACCAGUUAAUGCUUUACUUUACUUUACUAUACCUAUAAGCUCUUACAUUUUUGGUAAAAGACAACACAUUUGCUUAUGCUUCAAUAAUUUGGUUAAGAAUAAUUAAACUCACAAAACUGGUUUAUGAUUACAGUGCUUUCAAUCACAACCAAUUUGAAUUUCCGUGGGUGUUCUCAAUUAUUUGCAGGUCAGGUAGAUGUUAGUCAAGUUGCUUACAGACCAAGGGAGUCCCCGUUUCCAAUGAUUUCUGUAGACGAGGCUGUUGCUAUCGUGAUGGAGCAUGCGCAGACACUGUCAGAGGAGACCAUCAACUUCACAG
Messenger RNA from Ruditapes philippinarum (Manila clam), 701 nucleotides. Its product is annotated as gephyrin-like. NCBI's taxonomy places the organism in Eukaryota, Metazoa, Mollusca, Bivalvia, Venerida, Veneridae. Gene Ontology annotation, molecular function: molybdopterin molybdotransferase activity. Gene Ontology annotation, cellular component: dendrite; postsynaptic specialization; postsynaptic membrane. The record is from RefSeq and is a predicted model, not a curated record. Gene Ontology annotation, biological process: Mo-molybdopterin cofactor biosynthetic process; molybdenum incorporation into molybdenum-molybdopterin complex; gamma-aminobutyric acid receptor clustering.